AUAAAGAAAAUAUGGUUAAAAAUGAUCUUACAUGUGGAUGCGGUGGUCUUGCAUGUAUGCAUGCUGCGGUUGUGCUAGCUCUGCAUGUGCUGAGCUAGUAGCCCUGCUCUGCUAUUUCAUUUCCUUUCUUCGCACUGUAUAAUUUCACAAAACUAAGCUCAUCAUUUUUAUUUCCCAUUAGUUUAUUUUUAUAUCAAGCUAAGCUAGGAGGGGAAAGGAGAAAAGCUAGUUUGGACACAAUGCAACUCAUCAUUCUCAAAGACAAGCCACACAAACAAAGCAAUCGGUCUUGCUGUACAUAUUAAAAUAGGGAAUGGGUUAAAAUAUAGAGUAAAGCACAAGAUAAAAAGGGCCCACCCCGCAUCAUCAUAAAAAAUUAAAAAAAAAACUUUGGAAGGAAGGAGAAGGCCAGGGGAUCACAUGCAUGAUGGAGGCCCAUCCAAACAAUACCCGGUGAGUGGGCUGUCUCCAUCCCAACCCCACUAAACAAUAUAGAAAGAUUCUUCCAUGGCACUCAGCUAGGGCACUCCCCCCAUAAUCGAAGUUAGGACAAGUAGAUUAACAAGUCUCCUUUCUCCUUUGCAUAUGUAAUGUACCCAGCAUGCAUGAUCAAAGUUGCAAGUCUAAGUUUGUUGCACAGUAAUUCAUUUCUUACUCUGUUUGUUGCUUUCUUUCUUUCUUUCUCUUGUUUGGUAUCUUAAAGAAGACAAGAGAAGCAGAGAAAGCGGCGAGUGGAGCAAUCCAGUCGGUAAUCACAUCAGCACCCACGCAGCAGCAGCAGCAGCAAAUGGUUGAUGGUUCCUCCACUCAAGACUCAACACUCAAGAGGAGCCACGGAAAGAAAAGCUAAUCAAAAUUCCUCCUUUUCUUCUUCCCACUGCUCCCACCAUACCAUACCAUACCACUUUCUUCUUCUUCUCCUCCUCCUCCUCCUCACCCACCUUGCUUUCGUCGCUGCGGUAGGUGGUUGGGUGGGCCAGGCGGCGAGUAUGAUAUCUAUAGGCGGCACCUCCUCCUCGUCGUCCUCCGCGGCUCGCAUGCGCGGGACCAAGAGCCGGCCCAAGCCGGCUGCUCCUGCGCCACCGCAGACCAAGUGGCGGACCGGGACGCAGCAGAAGAUCUACGGCCGCCGCCUGCUCGACGCUCUCCGCGCCACCGGUGCCGCUGGCGGGCCGCGGGCCGUCAAGGCGGCGGCCGACUCCGCGCUCGCGCUCACAGCGCGCGGCCAGACGCGCUGGAGCCGCGCCAUCCUGCUCGCCUCCUGCCGCCGCCGCGUCCUCGUCAAGGCGGGCGGCAAGAUCCGACGCCACCGCCGCCGCCCGCAGCCUGCAAAAGCGGCCGCUGGGCCCCCGGCGCUGAAGGAGAAGAAAGUGAAGGACCGGCUCCGCGUGCUGGGCCGCCUCGUCCCGGGCUGCCGCAAGCUCCCCGCGCCGACGCUGCUCGAGGAGACGGCCGACUACGUGGCCGCGCUGGAGAUGCAGGUGAAGACCAUGCGCGCCCUCGCCGACGCGCUCGCGGCCGCGCAGCUGUCCCCACCGUCACCACCGGCGGAGAGGGAGAGGUGAGGAUGAUGCGAUUUGGUGACAUGACAUGACAUGACGGCCUGGACUUGGGGCUGCCCGGCUGGGGAAGAAUAAGGGAGGGAGGGCGAUUAGCUGAUGGAUUGGGAUUCCAGGAGGGUGGGGUGCUACACUCUUAAUUCACAAUUGCUGCUGAUGAUACAUGUAUGAUUCUCUUUGUAAAUUCCAUUCCAUUCUUGAUACUUGUAUAAGUAAUGCUGCGGCUGCUGCUGCCGCCCUUCUUCUUUGUUGGGCAUGUGCUCUUGUCCUCCUCCUCCUCCUCCUAUCUGCACAACAGGGCUCCUUCCAUUGCAGCCAUGAGAAUGUGCUCUCAUUAUGUGAUGAUUCACGACCCGGGUUCCAUCCCCGGCGUGAGCUAGGGACUUUGUCUUCAACAAAGAAAUGUAUUUGUUCCAAACCGUUUCAGUUUGAGCAAUCUACAAAAGUAAGUUUAACUUGAUCAGAUA
Molecule: messenger RNA, 2026 nt
Organism: Phragmites australis (common reed)
Lineage: Eukaryota; Viridiplantae; Streptophyta; Magnoliopsida; Poales; Poaceae
Product: transcription factor bHLH147-like
Exons: 2
Coding region: 795-1565 (256 amino acids)
Biological process (GO): regulation of DNA-templated transcription
Molecular function (GO): protein dimerization activity
Source: RefSeq, a predicted model, not a curated record